CGGGCCGGUGGCGCAAUGGGCAGUGCAGAGGCGGAGCCGUGGGGGCGGGCUCCCGGUGCCGCUGUUUGCGGCCGGCGGGCAGGCAACUCCUGUCCAGAGUGGAGGCGGCGGAGCCGGAGCCGGGGGAGGGGGCAGCGGAUAUCUGACAGACCGCGGCGGCGCCCGCAGCUCCUUACCGCACCCCCACUACAGGCUCGAGGAGCUUUCCGGAGCUUCCCACACUUCUGGGGAGAAGACUUCUUAGCCAGCUUGAUGUUUAAAAUUCAGCUGGAGCCCUUAAAACUUCGAGCGUGGACGCUGAAUGGGUUUGUAAAGUUUCGAAACAAGGAGACCAGCACUGGGCCAGUGGCUGUGAUGGGCAAAGAUUAUUACAAGAUUCUUGGGAUCCCAUCGGGGGCCAAUGAGGAUGAGAUCAAGAAAGCCUAUCGGAAGAUGGCCUUGAAGUAUCACCCAGACAAAAACAAAGAACCCAACGCUGAGGAGAAGUUUAAGGAGAUUGCAGAGGCCUAUGAUGUGCUGAGUGACCCUAAGAAACGGAGCCUGUAUGACCAGUAUGGGGAGGAAGGCCUGAAGACCGGCGGUGGUACAUCAGGUGGCUCCAGUGGCUCCUUUCACUACACCUUUCAUGGGGACCCUCAUGCCACCUUUGCCUCCUUCUUUGGUGGCUCCAACCCCUUCGAUAUCUUCUUUGCCAGCAGCCGCUCCACUCGGCCCUUCAGUGGCUUUGACCCAGAUGACAUGGAUGUGGAUGAAGAUGAGGACCCAUUUGGUGCCUUUGGCCGCUUUGGCUUCAAUGGACUGAGUAGGGGUCCAAGGCGAGCCCCAGAACCACUGUACCCCCGGCGCAAAGUUCAGGACCCACCUGUGGUGCAUGAGCUUCGAGUGUCCCUGGAGGAGAUCUACCAUGGCUCCACCAAGCGCAUGAAGAUCACAAGGCGGCGCCUCAACCCUGAUGGGCGAACUGUGCGCACCGAGGACAAAAUCUUGCACAUCGUCAUCAAGCGAGGCUGGAAGGAAGGCACCAAGAUCACCUUCCCCAAAGAGGGUGAUGCCACACCUGACAACAUCCCUGCUGACAUCGUCUUCGUGCUCAAGGACAAACCCCAUGCACACUUUCGCCGGGAUGGCACCAAUGUGCUCUACAGUGCCCUGAUCAGCCUCAAGGAGGCGCUGUGUGGCUGCACCGUGAACAUUCCCACCAUUGAUGGCCGAGUGAUCCCUUUGCCCUGCAAUGAUGUCAUCAAGCCAGGCACCGUGAAGAGACUCCGUGGGGAGGGCCUUCCCUUUCCCAAGGUCCCUACUCAGCGAGGAGACCUCAUUGUGGAGUUCAAAGUUCGCUUCCCAGACAGAUUAACACCACAGACGCGACAGAUCCUUAAGCAGCACCUACCGUGUUCCUAGGCUCUGCCCCAGCUAGUCCAGAGUCUACCACAGCAAUACCCCCCACACUCACCCCAUCCAGUGUGCACCCAGCUUGAUAUCCACUGGGCACUGGCAAUUUUUUCUAAAAUGCAAAAGAAGCCACUGGUUUUCAGGAUAAUGUUCGUGUCCCUGACCCUUUUCAGAGCUGGGCUGCCUUGAGGAGUGGGAGGGAGGUGGGGAGAGCUAGCCCAGGCCAAGGGUCAGUUUUCAUGUCACUAGCUUUGAAUCCAGUUUCCACUCCAGUGGCUGGGGAGUGACUUGAGUGCUACUUGAAGAUACAGAUUCCUUGCCCACGCUUGUAAAUAGCAUGUCCCUUCCCCUCUCAGCCUUGCUGAUAUCUUUCCUCUCCCUUCCCUUAGGCUUCCUCCUGUUGGGGAGGAAGAGGAUAGAAAGGACACUGAUCUCCCACCCCCACCCCCUGGUCCACAGUGUCCAAGGUUAUCGCACACACACCCAUGCACAGGAAGCACUCAUCUAGAGCUGUCUGUACCUCUAUGGGAGAUAGGAGAGGCGAGGAGAUAGGAAGGGAUGGUCUGCAACGCUCAAACAGGGCCAUUGAGCACAAGACACUUUUCAUUGGGGGAAGGGAGAUGAACUGACCCUCAGCAGCCUCCCCAGUAGCUGCCCAGCCUACACCUAAUAGAGUUGGAGGUUCUGUCUUCCUUGCUGCUCUGAGGAGUGUUUGAGGGUGGAGAAAGGGAAGAAGGGCCUGAGGUAUUAAGGCUAAGAGGUGAGGCAGGGCCCAUCUCCCAGCCUUCAUCAAGAAGGGAAAGGGCUUUGGGGUCAGGUGGCAGCUACCCCCCAACAAGAGAUUCAGGGUCACAGGUUUCUCCCCACACCUCUGAACUCAGGGCCUAGCCACCCCAAACUUCCAAGUCCCACUUUUGUGAUAUGUGAAGCUACUUAUUUCUUACCCUUCUUGGAGGCUGUGGGGGGAAUUCCAGCCCUUUUAUGCCUGCGUGACCCCACCCCACUCUCACAGCUGUAUGAAAGUCAAUGGUGAAGGAGCUGGGAGAAAACUGCUUCAGCUGGUCCUGGGGUGGGGUCUUUAGGUUUUCUCACUUUGACAAGCCCCUGAAUGUUUUUAUAGUAGUUUUUUUGUAUUUUUUGUAAUGACAGUAUUAUGAAAAAUAAAGUAUUUUAAAAAUAUGGCAUCUGAGCAGAAGCAGUGAGCCUGGAGUGUAGGAGGUGUGGUGUGCAGUGCUGCUCUCAACCUCCCUCCAGGACCCCGGUCACCUUUGAGAAGCCAAGCAGACCCUCAAUUAUGAACAGAAGCUGACUCCUUCCUUCUUCUAAGUUCAAACUCCUGGGAUUCCAAAACUACCCAAAUACAACAAAGACAAAAUACACCAUUCAGCUAUUAGAAGAAACACCAUUUGGAAGAAAAAAUAUCCCUGGUCAUGACAGAGACCAUCAUCUUCAGAAAAUGUGUCAAUGUGAAACCUACUGUAAUAGUUUUUUGGGGUUUUUUUGUCUAAAGCUUCUCUUUGAGUUAGAGAAAUCUUCUUCCUAGAAGAAGGUAGAGGUUUUGUUUUUUGUUUUUUUUGGCUGACUAGAACAGACACAUCCCCAAAGACCAGGCAUGGGCAGUAGAGAGGAUGACUAGAGGUUGUUGACCUCUUUGGCCCUGACUGGCAGGGCCUGAAUAGGGACCUGAGCACCUGGGGAGACACUGAACACAGUUCUCUGAGGAUGUCUAUCCUGGAAUCCGACCUGCUUGUCCCUGUUGAAACAACUGUGGCCCUCUCCUGAGAUCACUCUGCCCCAUGACAUACCUGUCCUUUCCCUUGGGUCUGGCUGGGAAGGAGCCCUGGGGUUAGACUGCCUCUGCAGUCUCUGCCUGGAUUUGAUCUUCCUCUUGGGACUUUCCUCCAGGCAUGACAGCUGCAUCUCCCAGAACAGGCCAUGACAGGCAAACCCUCUUGAGCUCAGAGCUCCUAGGGCCUUGAAGACAACGCCGCCUUCAGCUGGCCUGGCCACACAGAGGUGAACACUGACUGGGCUUCACAGCAUCCUUCCUGCUUUGCUUUUCAUCCCAGGACAGAGACGCUAAAAGUUUCUUGUCCUUAUAUCUGAGAUACUUUUUGCAGGAGAGGCUAUUUCUGCUAAGGCAGAAACUAGGGGGUCUCGUUUACAAGUCUGAUAAUCCCCUGGCCUAUGCAGGGAGACCCCAACACUUUAUCCCCUGCUCCAUACUCUCCUACUUUGGGGUAUCUAGUCCCUUUUUUUCACAUGGGGCUAAAUUCUUGCCACUGAUCUCCCUGGAGGUCUGCAGCUUUGGGAUCAAGGUCUGCUUGCCCAGACUGCUCCCUCUGGCCCUUAUGUGGACACACAGGACCUGAGAAGUUGUCAUGUUUUCACCAAGAACACUCAUCUGAGACACCAAGCCAUCUGAAGCAAACAGUCUUUAUUGAGAAUGCCCUGAGGCUGGCUCUCCAGCUCCUUCUGAAACUUGAACUUUCCCCUUCUUAGAGGAUGUGCAGGAAUUUCUGGUCCUAGAAUGUCUGUGUUGUGUGGGAGUAGUGGAGGGGAGAAAGAGGGAGAAAGAGAAUAUGCAUAGAAGUCAAAGUCAAGAGGGUAAAGGAGCUGGGGGAAAGACUGGUUCAGCCCAGCCAUGGGGAGUGGGUCUUUAUUGGGUUUUCUUACUUUGCCAAGUCCCUGAAUGCUUUAUCGUGUGUUUGUGUGUGUGUGUGUGUGUGUGUGUGUGUGUGUAAUUUUGUAAUGAUAGAACUCUGACAAUCAUUCAUUUAUUUUGUAUGACAAAUACUCUUCAAGGCUUAUCCAUCUUGGACUACCAACACUCUCAGUGGGGCUGGGAAUAGAGGGCAUUCCUGGGUCACUAAAGUUCCUUGACCACUCAGAGAGCCAUUUAGCUUCUAAAACCUCUCCCACAUCACUGGCUGUCAGGACAUCUGAUCGUGGCUGAGGGGCCACAGUCUCCUCGGACUUCACUUCUGCCUGGGCCCUUUGGUCCUUAAGGGAAUCCAUAAACCUCCACUAUCCUCUUCCUAAAGAGGAAACUCUGAAAAGAUUCUCCCCACUGUGAUGAGCCCCUCUAGGCCCUCGCCUCUCUGUUCUCUGCCUCUGGGUUCUGCUCUUUCACAGCUUUAGCUUGUUGGGAUGCAACUCCACUCUCCUCUCUUGGGUCAUGUUCUGCUCUUGUUUGACUUGGAGCGACUCUGCAAUUUAUAUAUGAUAAUGGCAUCAGAAGCCAAAAAGUUUGCACUUUUGCUAUGACUGAUGGUCCUCUUAAAAGCCCAUGACCAGUAUCUCAGGGCCCUCUGGACACUUUUACUGACUACUGAGGGGACAGGAAAAGGACUAUCCAGGGUGGGGACUGGCUUUUUUAUGAUAAGUUUAUCUCCCAACCUGCCCAAAGGUCCCCUUCAAAGAGCUAAGCAACCUUAGUUUAACUACCCCUGAAACAUGAGUGGCUGAGAAAGCUGGACUGAGGGAGGGGCCAUGAUUGGGCCUUUAUCACCUCAGCUGUUUUAUGGAUUCAAAGACCUUGAAAAUGAGCCAGGAAGAUGACCACAAGUUCAAGGCCAGCCUGGGCUACACAGAGAGACCCUGUCUCACCAAACCAAAGAAACAAAAUAAAACAAAGACCUUGAGA
Molecule: messenger RNA, 5038 nt
Organism: Heterocephalus glaber (naked mole-rat)
Lineage: Eukaryota; Metazoa; Chordata; Mammalia; Rodentia; Bathyergidae
Gene: Dnajb5
Product: DnaJ heat shock protein family (Hsp40) member B5
Cellular component (GO): cytosol
Molecular function (GO): protein-folding chaperone binding
Source: RefSeq, a predicted model, not a curated record